This is a messenger RNA of Lactuca saligna, 1002 nucleotides long. The record is from the annotation of a GenBank genome assembly. NCBI's taxonomy places the organism in Eukaryota, Viridiplantae, Streptophyta, Magnoliopsida, Asterales, Asteraceae.
CGAGAAUUAACAUGAAGAGCAAAAGUAUUCAAGCCUCACUGCCGAUUCCUCUGUGGCUCCGUAAUGUUUUCUGUCCCUAUCAAUGAUUAAGAGAGGUUAAUACUUAAUAGUACUAUUCCGAUGCUAAUAUACAAUUGUAUAUGCUCAUUUCUUGUUGAUUAUCUUUAUCGAAAUUUGAUAUCUGAAAUAAAAAUGUGUUAUAAGUUGUACGAAACAGAUUAAUAAUCGACGUAUUUACUCUCAAGUCUUUAAACAAGAUGUCCAUGUUGUAGAAGAAUGGUUGCUUUACUUUGGCACAUGACAACUUUUAAUGUUCUUGCUCCUUCAGGAAAACACAAUGAAAAAAAGCGCAUGAAAGAAACAAAAUUGCAUUGUAAACACACCCACAUCACAAGAAGAAACGCAACAUCACUAUUCCUAUUCCUUUCUUCUUCAAUUCCAUUACAAUCCCAACAAGCGUAUGCAGCUGAAUCUUCGAUUCUAGACAUGUUUAGAAUGACUGUUCCUGACCAGACAGUGGAGGAAGCAGAGAAUGGAAUCAGAGAACAUGCGAUGAGUUUGGUACAAGUGAAAGAUCUGUUGGAAUUGGAAUCGUGGAAAGAGGCGCAAAAGGAAUUGAGGAAGAGUGCUUCUUAUUUGAAACAAGACAUUUAUACGAUAAUUCAAGGGAAGCCUGGAAUGGAAAGACCUCAACUUCGGAAUCUUUAUUCCAAACUUUUUAAUGAUGUCACAGGGUUAGAUUAUGCAGCGAGGGAUAAGGAUGUGCCACGUGUCUGGAAAUUGUAUAAGGAUAUUGUUGUCACUCUUGAUGAUAUUUUAUCUAAAGUUUAAUUACUAUUAGAGCGUAUUAUUUUAAGGAUAUUUAUUAUUAUGUUAGAGUCGGAUUAUUCUAUUAGUUUUCCAUGUGGAAGACCAGAUAAGUUAAUGAUACCCCUAUAGACCGAAUAUGUGACAACUUGAAAUUUCCAUUCUGUACAAAAAUAUCACUUCAAUAGAAGUUAU